Molecule: messenger RNA, 2197 nt
Organism: Closterium sp. NIES-67
Lineage: Eukaryota; Viridiplantae; Streptophyta; Zygnematophyceae; Desmidiales; Closteriaceae
Source: the annotation of a GenBank genome assembly
AGCGUCUGUUGCGCACUGGAUUCUCCUGUAUUCCACCAUUCGCGCUGCGACCUCGGCCGUUUUUACACACGAGACGACCCGAUACGUUACAUAACAUCGCAGUUAGACGAGAUGUCAUGACUCUACGGAACGAGUUCUAGAUACUUCCUGGCCUGACAUAGCGAGCAGUGCAGCCCUGUACGCCUGGUGUAGUACCAGUGACAGCAGCUCGUGUGGUUGAAUCUCCUCAGCGGUUCGUAUAAAUCUGAAGUCCUGGCUGAAUAGCUGCAGACAGAGCUACCACUGACCCGAUAACUCGUGGGGUUCGUACAAAUCUUAACUCCUGGCCGAAUAACUGGUGUGGUUCGUAUUAUUCUUAACUCCUGGCCGAAUAGCUGCUGCUGUAGUGCGAUGGAGUAUGAAGCGAGAUCCGCGCGAGACGGUGCCUGGUAUGACGUGGCAAGCCUCUUGGCACAUCGGAAAACAGAAUCUGGUGAAGAGCAAGUAUUGGUUCGUUUCUUUGGCUUCGCAGAUGAAGAAGACGAGUGGGUGUCGGCCCGCCUGUCAGUACGCCCGCGCUCCCUCCCCUGCGAGGGCUCCGAGUGCGUAGCCGUGCUGCCAGGGGACGUCGUGCUCUGCUUCCAGGAAGCUUCUGACCAGGCGCUGUAUUUCGACGCAGAUGUGAGGGACGUGCAGCGGAGGAGGCAUGAUGUGAGGGGGUGUCGGUGCCGGUUCUGGGUCCGUUAUCGGCAUGACAAUACCGAGGAGGUGGUCCCACUGCGUAAGAUCUGUCGGCGGCCAGAAACAGAGUACAGAGUGAAGGCAGCACAGCAGGUGACGAAGGCAAUGGGGGGAGGGGAGGGGAAGAAGGAAAGUGUGAAGGCUGGUAAGGGGAACUAGCAACAGGAUGAGGGGACGGGAGUAUAGAGCGAAGGCGAGUUGGGAAGAAUGGAGGGUGAAUAGCGAGUGAGUGUGACCAGGGGUGUACAUCUUGCGCACAUUCAACAAUGGAUUGAGCAGGAAUAGAAAUCAGAGGCUUACAGGGAAAACCUUGAACAACUUAUGGGCAUAAAAAUAUAAAGAGUUUAUAACUACUCUACGAAGUGACAUGGGGAUGUAGCUCAGAUGGUAGAGCGCUCGCUUAGCAUGCGAGAGAUGUGGAGGAGCGCCUCGGCGGGCUUUCUUGAGUGGAGGCGACUUGUGGGUCUACUGGACGAUAAGCUCGGGGACGUGUACAGUUGACUUUGGAGUGUCCGGAUGUUUGGCACUUGUGGCAGAACGACGGCACAAUGAACAGGUCCAUUUCCUGUUGUUCAGCAUGGAGCUCGGCGAAGAGGUGCAUUUCCGAGAUUCGUCCGUGGGCGCGAAGGAGCGAGCGGGUGGUUCUCCAUUCUGGCCCGAGCCCAGCGAGGACAAGCGUCACGAAGCUUUCUUCAGUGAUUGUUCCUCCGCACCGAAGCAGGCGGUCGCGGAGUGUCUGGCAUCGACUCAUAUACUGCAUCGCCUUUUCCCCGGUCUUCAUCUGUAUUGUUGUCAGCUGCUGCAUGAGUCUGUUUUGUGUCACGCUGUCGUUUGCUUGAUAGAGACACUUGAGGUGAUGCCAUGCGAGUUCCGCGGAGUUUCCAUAGCUCCGAUACGUUCUGAUGCUUUGCUGUUCUUGUGGUGACAGGUUCCGCAGGAGAACUGUGUACGCCAGCAGCGAUUGAUACGUGCAGCCUCCAUCAGCAGCUCGAACUCAAAGCUCCAAGUAAAAAAGUCGUGUCCGUUGAACGCUGCUAUUGGUUGGGCACGGGGCGGCAUGAACUCGAACGUCUUCGGUGAAGAGUGAUAAGGCGCAAAGGUGUCCUUGUCUGCUGCUGCUGGUCGAAGUGCGACAUGAAGCUGAAGAACCUUUCCAUAAGGUUCGGGUCCACGCUUGAGGAGGGUUAUGGGGUCACCAUUUGUGGUGCUCUUCCUGUUGUUUCUUGAGCAGCGCCGGUCUCGGUUUGCAGUCCAGAGUUGCCGGGUUGAGUGUCUUAGGCACUGGGUGAGCCCGUAGAGGUUUUCUUGCCCUUGGUGUCCAUGACUUGUAAUCAAUGAAGUCGUUGGUGUGCUGAUUGUAGAUAGAGCGUAGUUGCUGGGAGUUUGGUCUCUGACCAGCUCUCAUACCAUGUUGGGCUGCGAAAAGCCCUUAGGAUAUUUUCAGAGACUAAGUCCAAGUUGUAAAAGAAGACUUUGA